AUGGUGUGGCUCGUUCUCGAAUAUUGUUCAGGCGACGAGCUCUACAACUAUCUCCUCAAACACGGCAAGCUUCCGGUCGACAAGGUUCAAAAGACGUUUACACAGCUCGUGGGCGCCGUGUCCUACGUUCACCUGCAAUCCUGCGUGCAUCGCGAUCUGAAACUUGAGAACAUUUUGUUGGACAAGAACGAGAAUGUUAAAUUGUUGGAUUUUGGGUUUGCUCGUGAGUACGAGGGCAAGUCGAACUACCUCCAGACUUUCUGUGGCACGAUUUGCUAUUCCGCCCCAGAGAUGCUCAAAGGAGAGAAAUAUGCAGGCGAAAAGGUCGACGUGUGGAGUUUGGGGGUGAUACUGUACGCUUUGCUCUGUGGAGAACUACCUUUCGACGAUGACGAUGACAACGUCACACGGACCAAGAUCCUUUCAGAAGAGCCGAAAUACCCCGAGCAUAUACCGGCCGAUGCAUUGUCGCUAUUAAAAGGUCUAUUGUCGAAGAGACCACUGUUGAGGCCGGGCCUGUCCGAUAUCCUCGCACAUCCUUUUCUAGCUGAGCAUGCGCCCGAGCAGCAGGCUAUUCUAGCAAAGCAACAGCCUCCGCCCUUCUCCACGCCCCUUGAGAAAGACACCCUCCAGCGUAUGCGAAGUGCUGGCGUGGAUAUCGACUCCGUUAUUGAAUCUGUCAUAGCCCAAAAAUGUGACACACUCGCCGGAUGGUGGACUCUGCUUAUCGAAAAGGAAGAGCGCAAGCAACGGAGACGGGAGCGGAAGCGCAAGGAGAAGGAAGCUGAGCAUAGGAGCUCCCGUCGUUUUUCUCAAGCUUCCAGCCGUCUAGAACGGCUGGCACCAGUAGGUGAGGAAAUCAGCAAGCUCCUCGCGCCAUAG
Messenger RNA from Phaeoacremonium minimum UCRPA7, 882 nucleotides. Its product is annotated as putative serine threonine protein kinase protein. Gene Ontology annotation, biological process: protein phosphorylation; intracellular signal transduction. The record is from RefSeq and is a predicted model, not a curated record. Bases 1 to 882 code for a protein of 293 amino acids. The transcript has 3 exons. Gene Ontology annotation, cellular component: cytoplasm. Lineage: Eukaryota; Fungi; Ascomycota; Sordariomycetes; Togniniales; Togniniaceae. Gene Ontology annotation, molecular function: ATP binding; protein serine/threonine kinase activity.